AUGAGCGCACUCAUCCAGUUGCGUGAUUCAACGGGUGGAUUCAUACAAGCUCGCGCUUUACUUGACACCUGUGCAACAGCUAAUUUCAUUACUGAAAAUUUGUCUAGCAAAUUAAAAUUGCCAAUGCAAAACUGUUCUAUUCCGAUCGGGGCUGUUAAUGGAAUGCAAACCUUUUCAAAACAUGUCGUUCAAAUAAAGCUGAGUCCAAAUGAAAUCUUUCCACGUAAUAAAAUAGACAUACCUAAAAAGAUAAUACUUGCUGAUCCGGAAUUUCAUAUACCAAGACCCGUAGAUGUCCUUAUCGGUUCAGGUACCACACUUUCUCUUCUAUCUGUCGGACAGAUUAACUGCUCACAAAAUGAUUGUGAUUUAAUAUUACAAAAAACGCAACUAGGAUGGGUUGUAGCGGGAGGAGUCAUUGACGACAAAAAUAUACUUUCUGUAACUUGUCAACUAACUGAUCUGUCGAGUCAAUUAACAAAAUUCUGGACUAUUGAAGACAUAAGUUCUAGUGAUUCUCGAUCUAUUGAGGAUUCUACAUGUGAGACUUAUUAUCAAAACACUACUAUUCGCGAUACAGACGGUCGAUAUAUAGUAAAACUACCCUUUCGCGCAGACGAUGUCGAGUUCGGGAAUUCCAAACAAAAGGCUCUAAAUAGAUUUCUGUCUUUACAGAAGAGAUUAAAUUCAGACUCAUCAUUAAAAUCCGAAUACAAUAAAGUCAUGAAUGAAUACAUCAAUCUUGGCCACAUGGUACACGUACCGGAUGAUAGUGGACCAGGGUAUUACAUGCCCCAUCAUCCGAUAAUAAAACAUCCAGCACUACCACUAAGGUACGCGUUGUAUUUGAUGCUUCAGCUAAAACCGAUAAAGGUAUCUCCUUGA
Messenger RNA from Cotesia glomerata, 885 nucleotides. RefSeq lists its product as uncharacterized. The transcript has 2 exons. The record is from RefSeq and is a predicted model, not a curated record. Lineage: Eukaryota; Metazoa; Arthropoda; Insecta; Hymenoptera; Braconidae. Bases 1 to 885 code for a protein of 294 amino acids.